AUGGCCGCAGACCAUGUCUUCGCCCUGAUCGUCGGUGGUGGCAUGUCUGGCAUCACCCUGGCCGCCCAGCUGCUGAGCCAGAAGAGCCUCCGGCGAGGAGAGUUUGUCAUUGUCGACCGCUGGGACGACUAUGGAGGAGUAUGGGAGGCCAACAAGUAUCCCGGGGCCGCCUGUGACGUGCCCAGCCACGCCUACGUCCUGCCCUUUUACUUGAAUCCCACUUGGUCGCGGGCAUAUGCAACCCAGCCGGAGAUCCAGCAGUACUAUGCCUCGGUGGCCCAGCACUACCGGCUCCGCGAGUGUUCAGUCUUCAACACCACCGUGCUUUCGGCCACCUGGGACGAGGUGACCCUCAAGUACACGGUCGUUGCGCAAGACAACCGCAGCGGCAAGCGUCGCACCUGGAUCGCGAACGUGGUGGUCGACGCCGGCGGGCAGUUCUGGCGACCCAAGUACGCCGCCAUCCCCGGGGCCGAGACGUUCAAAGGCGCGGUCUGGCACACAGCCGAAUGGCGAGACGACUAUGAUCUACGAGGCAAGCGGGUGGCCAUGAUCGGCACGGGGCCCAGCACUGCCCAAGUCGCGCCUCGCAUCCAGCCGCUGGUCAAGGAGCUCAUCCUCUACCAACGGAGUGCCACCUACUGCAUGCCUCGCAACGACAAGCAACAGCCCGGCUGGAAGAAGUUUCUGUUCAAGUGGUUCCCGCCUUUGUUGUGGGCGUACCAUCUGUGGUACUAUUUCAGCAUCGAGGGCAGCAUGAAGAUGUGGCUCUCUGGCACGCCCGAGCAAGCCCAGGCCAGCGCGUACGCUCUCCAUCACCUGGAGACCACGGUGAAAGACCCCAUCACGCGGGCCAAGCUGAAGCCGACGUCGCAGUUUGGGUGUAAACGCAUCCUGUUCCUCGACGACUGGUACCCGAUGUUCAACAAGCCCAACGUCAAACUCAUCACCGACAAGCCGCUGCGGAUCACCGAGGACGGCAUUGUGUCGAAGCCGGCCCAGCUGGUCGAGGCCGAUGCGGCCAAGAAGGAGCCGGUCGACGGGUACAAUCCUCCGGUGCCGGUGCCGUUGUACCCCGCAGCCACCGACUCCGAGUCCCAGUCCGAGGUCGAGGAGAAGAUCGACGUCCUGAUCUGGGGCACCGGCUUCGACAUGACCCACCAGGGGAGCCACUUCCAGGUCAACGGGAUCGGGGGAGCCAACCUGGAGCAGCUGUGGGAGAGCAGCACGCCGCGCGGGUACUAUGCAGUGGCGGUGAACAAGUUCCCCAACUUCCUGAUGAUGCUGGGGCCCAACUCGGCCAACUUCUGGUCGAACCUGACCAUGGUGUGUCUGGUGCAGGCGCGCUUCAACGCCCAGUUGAUCAAGAAGAUCAAGGCCGAGUGCCGCACGGCGCCCUACGCGUUGAACGUUAGCGAGAAGGCCCAGACGGCCUACAACAAAGCCAUCUACGGCGCCAUGGGCAACAUUGCCAUCCUCUCGCCCGGCUGCCACAACUACUACACCAAUGACAAGGGCGAGGCCACCUUCUGGAACCCCAUGCACGGCUGGACUUAUGCCUGGCGCACCUGGUGGCCGAACUGGGCCGACUUUGACCACUACGGCCCUCGAUUCACGAAAUCACCGAGGGUUGGGACCAAGGCCGGGGCCGAGGCCAGGGUGGGAAAGAAUGCAGAUAUCGUGGUCGAGACGGCCGCGGUGGGUGCGUGA
Messenger RNA from Capronia epimyces CBS 606.96, 1710 nucleotides. RefSeq lists its product as uncharacterized. The transcript is spliced from 3 exons. Bases 1 to 1710 code for a protein of 569 amino acids. Gene Ontology annotation, molecular function: NADP binding; flavin adenine dinucleotide binding; N,N-dimethylaniline monooxygenase activity. Lineage: Eukaryota; Fungi; Ascomycota; Eurotiomycetes; Chaetothyriales; Herpotrichiellaceae. The record is from RefSeq and is a predicted model, not a curated record.